AUGGCGAACAAAAUCGACCAAUACUCUCAGAGUAGGGAUGUAGCGCCAUCAAAAACUCUUCGCGAUGAGUACAAAAAUAGCUAUAACAGAACCGCCCCUUUGCCUCCAUUAUCAACCUUAACAGAAAGAUGCGAAACUCCAAGUUCUAAACCUAUUCCAAUAAGUCCCAAGUCUACCGAGUCCGCAUCCGAGAGCCCACGCCGCAUCAAGAACUCGAAAGAUGCUGAAAGUAACACACUAGGCUCGAUGCGAACGAGUCCUAGUGACAAAGAAACUCUCAGCAGUAGGAAUGGUGUAGGUUUGAGUGGAGCAGGAAACUUUGCAGACUUCUUUAGCUCUGAAGUUUUUUAUAUUGUGCUUCGCAAUCCGACAACUGCGCAUCGAUUCUUAAGAUUUUGUCAAAGUCGUUCUUGUUCGGAAGACCUCGAAUUUUUGCAAAAGAUUGAUGAGUACAAUCGAUUGAUCGAUGAAGCAACUCGUCUUCUUUCCACUAUACACUCAACCUUCCUCUCAUCAGAAGCACCAAAGCAAAUCAGUGUUUCUAGUUCUCAUGCCCAGCGAUUAUCACAUGAUAUCAAGAACGCGACACAUGAUGUUCUUCCCGGCCUGGAGGACAUCUUCAAUGGAGUUCAGGAACCAAUUGAGAAACUGUUGGCUAGUGAUUUGUACCCACGUUUUGUGAAACAUCAAGUGACGGCUUCAGCAACCAUGGCACUGGCAAAUGACAAGGAAAGAUAUCCUGGCUUAGGUGACUGUUUUUGCUUAACUGAUCCAAGACAAGCCGAUAAUCCAAUUGCAUUUGCUUCCGAUGGCUUCGUGUCCGUCACGGGAUACUCUCGAACAGAUAUCAUUUCUCGAAACUGUCGCUUCCUACAAGGGUCAUAUACUGAUCGCCAGUCGACCAAACGUCUACGAGCCUCCAUUGAAGACUGUGAAGAAACAGUUGAAUUACUUCUCAAUUAUCGUAAAAACGGCGACCCUUUCUGGAAUCUCCUACACGUAUCCCCAUUAACAGACGGCAAUGGAGACGUCAAAUUCUUUCUCGGCGGACAAAUAAAUUGCAGUACGACUAUCCACAGUCGUACCGAUGUUCUUAAGAUUUUGAGUCUAAAUGACGAGGAUAACGAAAGUGUUACAGAGGGAAGUAGGAAAACCCCAAGCGUGGGGAGUAAGGAAUCCAAUAAUCAAAGUAAAAAUGGGAAAAGUUCCUUCUUUAAAAGCUUUAAGAAGUACCAUGCGAAUACGAUAAAAAUUCGGGGGGAAGCUGGAAUGGAGGGGGAAUUAAUAGACAGGAUUGGAAAGCUAGACUUCAAAAUGCAAGUCGAGGAGUUUUAUACAGCUUAUUCAAAGUAUUUCGUCCUAUCCUACCAACCUCAAUCGCAACAUCUAAUCGUCAAAUACUACUCCCCAGGAAUAAUCGACAUGCUUGGGCUCAACCUCCCAAGCGGAGACGUAGCCCCCAUAGUCGAUAAGGACAUCUUCAAAUUUCUCACCGAACACUCUCCUUCAUCCAUACCACGAAAUUUCAAAACCGUAGUUAAAGAAGGCAUCAAAGCCGGCAAAGCGGUAUCAGUUGAAACGGGAUUACUAACUGGAACUGAGGAAGUGAAGAAAUCUCAAGGGAUUUUCGGGGGUGUUGUACUGGAUAAGGAGAAGGGGUGGAAGAGGGCAGAGGAACAAUAUGUUUGUCAUUUUACGCCUUGUAAGGAUAUGGAGGGAAAAGUAGGGUGGGUGGUUUUGACAGUGGCGCCAAAGGUGAGUUACAAGUAUUUGGAAUUGAUUAUUCAAUACACAAAUACACAUGGACCUCUUCAACAGAACCAAAAGGCUGGAAAAUUCAUCGGUACCAAAACCUCGGGCGGCGGGGAGGGCAGCAUCACAUACUCGAGUGUAGGAAGAGAGGAAUUACGGCGAUAA
Messenger RNA from Sclerotinia borealis F-4128, 1917 nucleotides. Lineage: Eukaryota; Fungi; Ascomycota; Leotiomycetes; Helotiales; Sclerotiniaceae. The record is from the annotation of a GenBank genome assembly.